Haemonchus placei is the source of this 585-nucleotide messenger RNA. Lineage: Eukaryota; Metazoa; Nematoda; Chromadorea; Rhabditida; Trichostrongylidae. The record is from the annotation of a GenBank genome assembly.
UCUGCUAGGAAUGCAUAUCAGUUGUUGGACCAGCACUAUCCACAGCAAGCACAGCUUUUGUACCAGAGCUUGGACCCGUCAAAGCAGCGUUCAUUGUCGGGUGUGAUGUCAGCAGCUUCAUCAUCGCAAUCUAUCAACAGCGAGCGUGAUUCACUACAUAUGAGCCAAAGGCCGGGCGCGUAUGGAAUGAAUCGGCCUAAAACUACAAACUUCUUUGCUGGUCGCUCGGCUUCGGAGAUAGAUGCGAAUGCAGUUCGACGAGCAGCUGCGUUCACGCCAGCAAAGAGUAAGCUCACAGGAUCAGUUGCUGCAAGAAACAGUCCAGUUCGUCCAUCAGUUGUCCGAUCUGGCGUUCCUCCUUCCCGUCAGACUCCGUUAAGAGCGAGCAACUCUGUGAAUCCGCCUGCUAGUGUAUCUCAACCUGGAUCAAGAAGCACGUCACCCUCACGAACGGCUUCCAAUCGUCGUGUUGGGGCAACACCAUCUGCAACAACAUCGAGCAGAGUAGGUAGCACGAUAAGUCGUCCACGUCAAAUUGGAACUAGGGAAGCAAGUCCCCGACGAUGUGAGUCAGAAUUAGUCUAA